AUGCAAAACGGUAGCCCGAAUGGCCCAUCGAUCCAAGAUGAGCGCGUGAUGCCGGACUUUGAUUCUACGCCUCUUGACGCGUCACUCCCACAAGAAUCCGCCGAUUCUGGCACCCGCGAGCAGAUCCCUUCCGAGCCGAACCUCGACGAAGCUGUCCCUGAAACCGAAGGCCCUCCGUCCAAGAAACGACGACUGACUGAUUCGCAACGAUUGACACCCCGUGCCCCUUCGCCCCCUUGGAAGAGAUUUGGCUUCGAGGGGCCAACGUCAUUCCUCUCAGAAGGCAAACGCAGGUCAUCGCGCACAAACACGGUACCCCUUGAGCAGCAGCCUCCAUCAGACAAGAGACAAACCCGAGCAGCUCAGCAGCAGCACAUAACCAAGGGAAGUCCCCAUGGCUCCAAACCGGCAACCUCUUCCCCGCUGUCGGUCACUCAGUCGCGUGCGCAGGCCAAUGGAAAACUUGGUGGCAAGGUAACAGCGAACGGGUCGCCCAAGACGGUUCCCAAAAGACAUGCCACUGUCAAGCAACCGCGCGUAUCCCAAUCACCUGCGCCCAAACCGAGCCACGCGCGCGCGAGGUCUCGCAGCUCUGGUGCCAAUGUAAAUGGUUUCAGCCCUCGUCCUCUGCGAGACCGUGCAUCCCUUUCGGCUACGUCUACCGGUGGCCUCGAGACCCGUCAAGAAGAACAGGACCAGGGAGUGAAGGUUUCACGGCUGCGGAUAAAGGUGAAGAAGCCAACCCUCUCUUUACAACACCCCGGCCAUGUGCCUGCUCCUCGAAAAUAUGGAUCGUUCCGGGAAUGGGUUGACAGUGAGGAUGCGAAUAUUGGUGGCGAAGGCAUACUGUCUGCCGCGGAAGCUAUCAAAGAGGCUCGGAGACGACGCGAAGUUGAGAAAGCUGCUGAACCUGGUGGCCCACUGAGCUCAGACCUUUGCUCUGCAUAUAUCACGGAGCAACAGGAAGAGCCGCCUCCCCAGUACUCGCAUCACGAUCAUCUGGUGGCACAUGCAUUGUAUUUCCAAAAGCUUUUGGAUAAGGAACACAAGCGCCACCGACAAAUGGCCAAACUGUUUGCGCAAUGGUGCGCAGAUGCCUGGAGGAAGCGCAACAAGGAUCCGGAAGAUAUCCUGCGAGAGCAGCAAGAAGAGAUGCGCGGAAAACGCAGGCAGCUGGCCAAGGACCUCCAGAAGAUGUUUGAUCUGGCACGUGCUGAAAUUGAUCGAAGGCGUUUGGCCCGCUGGGAGGAAGAACGGAAAGUGGAAAACCAGCAGGCUCUCGACAGCGCGAUCAAAAAGUCUACGGCCCUGUUUGAAAAGAGACGAUCGGAGAUCUUGGGCGAAGUCCCUAGCGAUGCCCCCGCUUCGAGUGAGGAAGAAGAUGCCGAAACAGAUACCUCUACCGAUUCAGAUGAGGACGAUGAGAGCAAUAUGUCGACCUCCGAGUCUGAAGGGGAUGAUGAAGCCAAUGUGGAUGAGCAGGUGGAUGAAGAUGCGGCGUUGACGGCGGAGGAGCUACGAUUAAAAUACGCCAACUUGCCGGCCGAUGAGGCUUUGGAUCGCAUGUCAGUGGCAUCGGACAGCACAGCUGUCACCAAUUACAGCAAUGGUCCCCGCCGAGAAAGUGCUCCAACCAGAAUGGAUUCUCAGCCGGCAGAAGAUUCGCAAUUAGACGACGUGGACUCGGUUCUCAUGGAAGAUAGCGAUCAGUCGACCGACAUGGAUGAUGACAUGGGCGACAGUGACGAAGACGCAGACUCUGACGAAGACGAAGAGUCUGACGAGGAAAGCGAUGAUGGGCCUGGUUUGCUCGGCUUCUUCGCGCCUAAAGACAUUGCUGUCCCUCAAGAUGGUGGAGAGGCGGUCGUUGAUACUGAGAGCGUUGAAGACGUCAAGUUGGGAUCUGAAGCUGGUGAUGAUAACGACUUUCAAGAUCCCGAUGACUUCUCGCUCAUCCCCAAUGGACUAACGGCCGACGAACACGGUUCAGAAGCAGAAGGCACGCCCCCAGAAGUUGUUGAAGCCUCCGAAGCCUCUGCCAUAGCCGACGGGGAAACUCCUUUGUCUGAAAACAUCGAGUACAAUGAGACUUCCGAAUCUGCAUUGGCCGAUACCACUGUUCCUGACGUCUCCGAAUCGGCGGAUGAGGUGGAACAUGUCCUCGAUACCCGGCCAAGCGGCGAAUUGUCCAGUGAAGCUUCUCCCGGGACCUUCGCGACCAAGCCCUCCGAACCCGAAUCUGUCUCUUCCUACGAACCUGCCGCAGAAAAGUCCUUGCAGACAGGCCACUCUCCUGCACCUGGCUUGAAGACACCAAUCCCACACCUCUUACGUGGCACUCUACGUGAGUAUCAGCACUAUGGACUGGACUGGCUUGCGGGCCUCUACAACAACCACAUCAACGGCAUCCUGGCCGAUGAGAUGGGUCUCGGUAAAACGAUCCAGACAAUUGCUCUCCUUGCCCACCUUGCUGUCGAUCAUGGAGUGUGGGGCCCACACCUAGUGGUUGUACCAACCAGCGUCAUGCUCAACUGGGAGAUGGAAUUCAAGAAAUGGUGCCCGGGUUUCAAGAUCAUGACCUACUAUGGUAACCAGGAAGAGCGCAAAGCUAAACGCCGAGGCUGGACGGAUGACAAUGCCUGGAACGUGUUGAUCACAUCAUAUCAACUAGUCCUGCAGGACCAGUCGUCUCUCAAGCGCAGAAACUGGCACUACAUGGUUCUCGACGAGGCGCACAACAUCAAAAACUUCCGGUCACAACGGUGGCAAGCUCUUCUGACGUUCAAGACCCGGGCUCGGCUUCUCCUUACCGGUACUCCUCUGCAGAACAACUUGACCGAGCUGUGGUCUCUCCUGUUCUUCUUGAUGCCUUCCGAUGGAAAUGGAAAUGGCAUUGAUGGUUUUGCUGACCUCCGAGACUUCUCGGAGUGGUUCCGUCGACCCGUGGAGCAGAUCUUGGAACAUGGACGGGAGACGAUGGAUGAUGAAGCUAAGCGGGUAGUUACCAAACUCCACACUGUCCUUCGUCCGUACAUCUUGCGUCGCCUCAAAGCCGAUGUUGAGAAACAGAUGCCCGGAAAAUUUGAGCAUGUGAUGUACUGCAGGCUCUCAAAGCGGCAGCGGUUUUUGUACGAUGGGUUCAUGUCCAUGGCUCAGACCAAAGAAACACUUGCGUCGGGGAAUUUCCUCUCGAUUAUCCACUGUCUCAUGCAACUUCGCAAGGUUUGCAACCAUCCCGAUCUGUUCGAAACCCGUCCCAUUUCGACCUCGUUCGCCAUGCCCCGAUCCGCAGUGACGAACUUCAACAUGAAGGAGUCCCUCGUGCGCCGAAGGCUGCUCUUCGAACAUCCUCUCACCAAGAUCGACCUGGAUUUUCUGAACCUAGCACCAAUUUCUAGAGAGGAAAUCUCCCGGCGUCUGGCAGACGAUAGCAUUCGACUCAUGGCUUCUCGUCCCUUCAAAAUUCUUCGGGAGCGUCAGUACCAACGAACCAACUGGCAGAUGGGUUUCGAUGGGUCCAAUAUGCAGAGCAUUUUGGAUUCUCUGGAGAAUGCCUGCCGAAUGAGGAGGAUGGCCGAGCUUGAACGUUGUUUGUACUUUGAGUCCAAACGCCACGGCCGCCGGCCGAUUUACGGCAGCAGUCUCGUCGAGUUCCUCAGAGCCGGGACCAAGGAACACGCUCUCUCCAACGCGCCUUUGCGAAAGCGCUCCAUGGCCGACUGGCUGUCGAGCCGCUCCUCUGUCCUCGCAUCGAUGAUCAUGUCCAUUGAAGAACGCUCCAUUGAGAUGGAUGGCUAUGUCCAGAGAUUCGCCUGCGUCACUCCUGCUGCCGUCGCUGCUGGCAUGACCGAAGCUGCUCUCACUCCUGUCGAUACGCGCCUAUUGACGAAUACCAAGAAGGACCAGCCCUACGACCCAUUCCACGAAGCGCAGAUGCGGCUGUCAAUUGCAUUCCCGGACAAACGCUUGCUCCAGUACGACUGCGGUAAACUGCAACGGCUCGACAAACUGCUCCGUGAUCUCAAGGCAGGAGGUCAUCGCGCCCUGAUCUUCACGCAAAUGACAAAGAUGCUUGACAUCCUGGAACAGUUCCUCAACAUCCAUGGGCAUCGCUAUCUUCGACUGGACGGAACUACAAAGGUGGAACAGCGACAACUGCUCACAGAGCGGUUCAACAGCGACCCGCGGAUUCUGGCGUUUAUUCUAUCCAGUCGAUCCGGCGGUCUUGGAAUCAACUUGACUGGCGCCGAUACCGUCAUCUUCUACGAUCUGGACUGGAACCCGGCUAUGGACAAGCAAUGUCAAGAUCGUUGCCAUCGCAUUGGGCAAACACGCGAUGUUCACAUCUAUCGGUUCGUGUCCGAGUACACCAUUGAAUCCAACAUUUUACGCAAAGCCAACCAGAAGCGCAUGCUGGAUGAUGUGAUCAUACAAGAAGGUGAAUUCACCACCGACUACUUCACCCGGCUGGAUGUUCAAGGCAUGGAACAAAGCGAUGAGCUGGACGGCCACGACGAAGCGAGUGCCGCCAUGGAUCGCGUGCUCGGCAACCGCGUCCCAACUGCAACGCGUGCAUUCGAGCAAGCCGAAGACAAGGAAGAUAUUGACGCCGCUAAGAAUGCACAGAAGGAGCUGGAGCAUGCCGACGAUGGCGACUUUGAGGACCGCAGUGUAUCACAUGGGACGCCUGCUCAGGCCGGCACCCCGAUGACCUCGGGAGCAGAAGACGCUACUGCUGCUGCUGGCGCUGCCUCGCAGAAGCUGGCCGAUGAGCUUGCCCGUGAACCGGAGCCUGCCCACAUCGACGACUACCUUCUCCGGUUCAUGGAGUGGAACAUGCGGGAUGAACCACUGGUGCUGCCUCGCGACAAGAGCAAAAAGAAGUCCAAAAAGGGCAAAGAGCACCGUCUAAGCAAGAGGCGCCGCUGA
Molecule: messenger RNA, 4929 nt
Organism: Penicillium riverlandense
Lineage: Eukaryota; Fungi; Ascomycota; Eurotiomycetes; Eurotiales; Aspergillaceae
Gene: swr1
Product: putative SNF2 family helicase/ATPase (Swr1)
Exons: 1
Coding region: 1-4929 (1642 amino acids)
Cellular component (GO): Swr1 complex
Molecular function (GO): histone binding; ATP binding; ATP hydrolysis activity
Source: RefSeq, a predicted model, not a curated record